Clarias gariepinus (North African catfish) is the source of this 2523-nucleotide messenger RNA. It is a transcript of the gene mtif2, whose product is annotated as mitochondrial translational initiation factor 2. The transcript has 3 exons. Bases 291 to 2405 code for a protein of 704 amino acids. Lineage: Eukaryota; Metazoa; Chordata; Actinopteri; Siluriformes; Clariidae. Gene Ontology annotation, biological process: translational initiation. The record is from RefSeq and is a predicted model, not a curated record. Gene Ontology annotation, molecular function: GTPase activity; GTP binding; translation initiation factor activity.
CGUUGGGACGGUAGGAAUUCAAAGUCAAUUGGUUCAUGGUUUAGAGUGUAAACUAAAGAGUAACUAAUGCUAGAUUGUCUGCGUGGUGUGAUUUCUUGUCUCGCUGCGGGUUAGAUAUUUGCUUAGAUGUUGAAUCAGAUAUGGAGGACUAAUUCACAUUAUUUCAUCUUGUUGGAUGAUGAGAAUGCUCUGGAGAAGGGAGGUUUCAGCAAACUUCCUUUCUCUUCCUACACAGACACUACAAUAAAUCCCACUGGCUCCAUCAGUACAUUCUUAUUUUUUCCCCUAAAAUGAGCAUAAUGCAUCUAUUUAGUGCCAUGAUUAAGAGGUUUUCUGUGCUGCUCGGGAGGGCCGCAUCAGCCCAUUGUCUUGAUGUUCCACUAUACACUCCCCAUUAUGUACGAUACCUGGCUGUUAAACCGGGUAGAGUACAUGGCAAAGGUAAGAAGUUUAUCCUGAAACCAGUGAAAUUAGAGAAACCGGAGAAGCAAGAAGUGGAGAUCAGACAGUCCAUGACUGUAUCACAACUUGCUGAGGCUAUGCACAGAGACAUAGAUCAUGUGUAUGAGGCACUGCUAAACACAGAUAUGAAUAUUAACGAUCUGGAACCAGACUCUGUGUUGGAGGAGAAGUGGCUAAAAGAAGCAAUAAAGAGAUCUGGGAUGAAGUAUAAGUGGGCCAAGAUAGUGGAGAAUGAAGUCAGAGAAAACAAAGACAUCCAGCCACAACCACCACCAGACCCUGCUAAUUUAGUGGCCAGACCUCCAGUAGUAACUAUUAUGGGGCACGUGGAUCAUGGGAAGACCACGCUGCUGGACAGCCUUAGGAAGAGCCAGAUUGCCGUACAAGAGGCUGGAGGCAUCACUCAACACACUGGAGCAUUUCUGGUCCAGCUUCCUUCUGGUGAACUCAUUACAUUUCUGGACACCCCUGGACAUGCAGCGUUUUCUGCUAUGAGGGCUCGUGGUGCCUCGGUUACUGACAUCAUCAUCCUGGUAGUUGCGGCUGAUGACGGAGUGAUGAAACAGACCAUCGAGUCCAUCCAGCAUGCCAAGAAAGCCAAAGUGCCAAUCAUCGUGGCAGUGAAUAAAUGCGACAAACCUCAGGCAGAGCCCCAGAAAGUAAAACAAGCUUUGUUGGCCCAUGAUGUUGUAUGUGAAGAGUUCGGGGGAGAUGUCCAGGCUAUCCAUUUAUCCGCUUUGAAGGGGGAGAAUCUGAUGGAGCUGGCUGAAGCCACAGUGGCACUUGCUGAGAUGCUAGAGCUCAAAGCUGACGCUCACGGUCUAGUAGAAGGAACUGUAAUAGAAAGCCAUACAAGCAAAGGCAAAGGACCUGUAACCAUGGCGAUAACCAGACGGGGCACGAUUAAGAAGGGCUGCGUAUUGGUGUCAGGAAAAACCUGGGCUAAAGUGCGCUUACUGUUUGAUGAGAACGGCCGAACUGUGACCAAUGCAGGGCCUGGCAUUCCGGUUGAGAUCGUUGGCUGGAAGGAGUUACCUUCUGCUGGCGAUGAAAUUCUGGAGGUGGAGUCGGAGCAGCGGGCUCGGGAGGUAGUGGAGUGGCGCACAUACGUGGAGGAACAGAAUAAGCUGAAGCAGGAUCAGCAAGCCAUCGAGGCCAAGCAGAAGCAACACCAAGAAAGCUAUCAGAAAGAGCGUGAAAGAAUGGCACAUCUGAGCUGGAGGCAGAAGAAAGUGGCUCUCUACAAGGCGAACAAGCACCAAGUAGCCUGCAGACCCAGCGAGAAAACCGAGGCUGAGGAUCUCAGUCUCAAUCUAGUUGUCAAAGGUGAUGUUGAUGGGUCAGUGGAGGCGAUUUUGGACAUCCUCGCAAGUUAUGAUGCAGAGGACCAGUGUGUCUUAAAUAUAGUGCAUUUCGGUGUUGGGGACAUCUCAGAAAAUGACAUUAAACUGGCAGAGAUGUUCUCAGGGACAAUAUACGGCUUCAAUAUUGCAGCUAAUAAGUCAAUACAGGACAUGGCUUCCAAAAAGGGCAUUCCCUUAAAGAUGCAUCGUGUCAUCUACCAUCUCAUAGAUGAACUGAAAGAGGAGCUUAGCAGUAAACUGCCCCCGACCACUGAGGAGACCGUAGUAGGAGAAGCCUCUGUUCUGGCUACGUUUGACGUGACCGUAGGGAAGAAGAAGGUCCCGGUGGCUGGUUGUCGAGUCCAGAAGGGACAGCUGGACAAGAAAAUGAAAUUUCGUCUGGUUCGAGGAAAAGCGGUUCUUUGGGAAGGUGCUUUGACUGCCCUAAAACAUCAUAAAGAUGAUGUGCAAGUUGUUAAGACGGGCAUGGAGUGCGGUCUGUCUUUGGACAAGGUUAUUGACUUUAAAUCUGGAGAUGAAAUAAUCUGUUAUGAGGAGACGGAGAAGCGGCAGAGAAUAUCGUGGGAUCCAGGGUUUUAAGAGACUACCCUAAAAAUGGGUGAGAUCACCAGCAUGUGGUGAUCAAAAACAGUCAGAUUAUUAUGUCCGUAUUAGGAUGUGACUGACAUAUAAUGUAAUUUAUUCCAUGAUUAAAAUA